Molecule: messenger RNA, 968 nt
Organism: Biomphalaria glabrata
Lineage: Eukaryota; Metazoa; Mollusca; Gastropoda; Planorbidae
Exons: 6
Coding region: 108-872 (254 amino acids)
Source: RefSeq, a predicted model, not a curated record
CACGUCUUCGAUAAAUGACCUGUCAUGAGAAUGCUACUUAAACGAGCCCCGUGUCUGACACCACACAUGUUUAAUUAAUCCACCACAGUAGAAAUCACACGUACAACAUGAUAGCCCGAAGUCUGCUACUUCUGAUUCCGCUCACCAUGUAUUUGGUCUGUAAGACAGAGGGUUGCGGAAGAGGAGAUUGGAAAGUUUUGGAGAAGUAUUGGCUAGAAGAAGAAUUGACACAAAUGACGGAUAUGAAAAUGCCUUCGGAAGCAGUCGAUGAAUUUCUAAAAUUAAUAUAUAGCAAACCACAAUAUCGUCAGCUGCAAGACGAAAUAGAUCAAUUCAGGAGUAUAAUGGAGAAAGAACUGGCGAAAAAACUGGCGAAACAAAAACGAAGGAAAAGAGAAGGAAUGUUUAGAGACUUCAAGCACACUUACACCGAGAUGCACAAGGACAUGACAAAGUUCAUUCUAAAGCUUCUGAGGAGGCUGAAAAGAAGCGGCCCAGCUGAGGCGAAAAAUCUCAAGCCCAUCGUUCUCAUCCUACCGCCUAAUGGCGCUUUCUUCGAUAUCAAGCAUACGAGCUUGGUUCUGGAGUUGUGGGAGAAGACGGUCGUCGCCCUGAAGCUUGUGCUCGAGAGCAUUGAUAGAUACGUGACGAAAAAGCAUCUGGUAUGGUUUGAAGAACAAAAGGGAAAGUUUGAGAGGUGGAUUUACGUAGUAAACGGCUAUGCAGAGUUGCUGAGAAAAAAAACGACUUUUAAGGAUGAAUUCGCAACCGCGCCUCCAAUAGAAAUAGACAUAUCUAACAGAGGAACUGCUGAUUUACAAUUAACAAGAAAAUUGAAAAAAAAAAUAGAUGUCAUCAUCAAGGAAUCUUAGACAAUGAUGAUUCAAGAGAAGCGCGUAAUUUGUUAAAUAGUUACAUUGCCGCUUUGUAAUAGAUGUCUGACAAUAAAUAAAUCAAAGUUAGUUUUA